AUGGCAGCUCCACCGGCGGCUAGUCUUACGGAUGCGGUCGUUGCUGCGAUGAGAACACUUUUCCCAGAAGAACUAGCAGAUAAUGCGUGGGAUAACACAGGAUUACUUCUCGGACAAGCCCCUUUGUCGUCAUCCUCAGUGAUUAAAAAGGAGACUGGUGGUACCGUUCUUCUCACCAAUGACUUAACUUCCGUUGUGGUGGACGAGGCAUUGGCAGAAGGAGCCAAUAUGAUUGUCUGCUAUCAUCCCAUUAUCUUUAGACCUCUAAAAUCCCUUACUACCAAGGACCCCAUGCAGACUCUCCUCUUACGCCUAGCAGCUGAGAGGAUCUCCGUCUACUGUCCCCAUACGGCCAUGGACGCAGCGAGUGGAGGACUUAACGACUGGCUUUGCGACAUCCUGUUAGGUGGAGAACACCAGGUGCAGCGAACAGUCGUCCAACCCAUUUCUAGGCCUCUACCUGAAGGGCACGAAGGCACUGGCUAUGGACGAGCAUUUGAGUUGGCUCAGCCCAUCAACUUGCAGACCCUUCUGCGGCGACUCUCUGCCGGUAUAGGCAACCAACGAUAUAUGAUGGUCGCUCUACCGCCGUCACUAAAGGACCUCACCAGGACGCAGGAAAUCACCAAGGUGGCUGUCUGUGCAGGUUCGGGUUCUGAUGUCUUAAAAGAUACCGAUGCUCAGGUCUUGGUGACGGGUGAGAUGGCGCACCAUUAUGCGCUCCGGCAUACCCAGCUAGGCCAGAUUGUCGUCACCGUCUUCCACAGUAACUCGGAGCGGAAGUAUCUAGAGACGAGAUUAAAGCCCAUGUUGGAGGUCGAAUUGGAGACGACGGCGUACGGGGACACCCGCAUAAUUGUUAGCAAAGCGGACCGUGAUCCCUUCGAGGUAAUCGACGUUAGAGACCUAGCCUAG
Messenger RNA from Daldinia childiae, 915 nucleotides. RefSeq names its product putative GTP cyclohydrolase 1 type 2. The transcript has 4 exons. NCBI's taxonomy places the organism in Eukaryota, Fungi, Ascomycota, Sordariomycetes, Xylariales, Hypoxylaceae. Gene Ontology annotation, cellular component: cytoplasm; mitochondrion. The record is from RefSeq and is a predicted model, not a curated record. The coding region runs from base 1 to 915 and encodes 304 amino acids.